Panicum hallii is the source of this 1952-nucleotide messenger RNA. Its product is annotated as 1-aminocyclopropane-1-carboxylate synthase 1-like. Gene Ontology annotation, biological process: amino acid metabolic process; biosynthetic process. Bases 159 to 1610 code for a protein of 483 amino acids. Gene Ontology annotation, molecular function: pyridoxal phosphate binding; transaminase activity. NCBI's taxonomy places the organism in Eukaryota, Viridiplantae, Streptophyta, Magnoliopsida, Poales, Poaceae. The transcript is spliced from 3 exons. The record is from RefSeq and is a predicted model, not a curated record.
UUCUCUCUUCUCAGCUCUCUUAGCUCGCGCGCACCCACGCACACUCUCUCUCCCGAGCUCACUCUCGUGUCCAGCCCAGCGCGUGCCGCCCCCAGUUUCAAACCGACACAGAAAAGCGCGGGCGCCGAAGCCGACAGAGCGAGCUAGUGGCAAGCAAGAUGGUGAGCAUGGUCGCCGACGAGAAGCCGCAGCUGCUGUCGAAGAAGGCCGCGUGCAACAGCCACGGCCAGGACUCGUCCUACUUCCUGGGGUGGGAGGAGUAUGAGAAGAACCCCUACGACCCCGUCGCCAACCCUGGCGGCAUCAUCCAGAUGGGCCUCGCCGAGAACCAGCUCUCGUUCGACCUCCUCGAGGCGUGGCUCGAGGCCAACCCGGACGCGCUCGGCCUCCGCCGCGGCGGCGCCUCCGUCUUCCGCGAGCUCGCGCUCUUCCAGGACUACCACGGCAUGCCGGACUUCAAGAAUGCAUUGGCGCGGUUCAUGUCUGAGCAGCGAGGCUUCAGGGUGGCCUUCGACCCCAGCAACAUCGUACUCACCGCCGGCGCCACCUCGGCCAACGAGGCGCUCGUGUUCUGCCUCGCCGACCACGGAGACGCCUUUCUCAUCCCCACGCCAUACUACCCCGGCUUCGAUCGCGACCUCAAGUGGCGCACCGGCGCCGAGAUCGUCCCCGUGCACUGCACGAGCGCCAACGGCUUCCGGGUGACGCGCGACGCGCUGGACGACGCGUACCGCCGCGCCCAGAAGCGCCGGCUGCGCGUGAAGGGCGUGCUCAUCACCAACCCCUCCAACCCGCUGGGUACCACAUCGCCGCGCGCCGACCUGGAGCUCCUCAUCGACUUCGUGGCCGCCAAGGGCAUCCACCUCGUCAGCGACGAGAUCUACUCCGGCACGGCCUUCGCCGAACCGGGCUUCGUCAGCGUCCUCGAGGUCGUGGCGGCGCGCGGCGGCGCGGCGGCGGACGGCCUGUCGGAGCGCGUGCACGUCGUGUACAGCCUGUCCAAGGACCUGGGCCUCCCGGGCUUCCGCGUGGGCGCCAUCUACUCCUCCAACGCCGCCGUCGUCUCCGCGGCCACCAAGAUGUCCAGCUUCGGGCUCGUCUCCUCCCAGACGCAGCACCUCCUCGCGUCGCUCCUGGGCGACAAGGACUUCACCCGGAGGUACAUCGCCGAGAACACGCGGCGGAUCAAGGAGCGGCGCGACCAGCUGGCGGAGGGCCUGCGGGCGAUCGGCAUUGAGGUCCUGGAGGGCAACGCGGGGCUCUUCUGCUGGGUGCGGAUGGGCAGCCUGAUGCGGAGCCAGUCGUUCGAGGGCGAGAUGGAGCUGUGGAAGAAGGUGGUGUUCGAGGUCGGGCUCAACAUCUCCCCGGGCUCCUCGUGCCACUGCCGCGAGCCCGGCUGGUUCCGCGUCUGCUUCGCCAACAUGUCCGCCAAGACCCUCGACGUCGCCCUCCAGCGCCUGGCCGCCUUCGCCGAGGCCAGCGGCAAGGGCGCCCCCGCGCGCCGCGGCCUCGCCGGCGGCCCCGCCAGGACCAUGAGCUGCCCGGUCGCCCGCUUCAGCUGGGCGAACCGCCUCACCCCGGGCUCCACCGACCGGAAGGCCGAGCGGUAGCCGCCGAUCAGCCAGCGGAGCACUGUUCAUAAACCACCGCCACGUCGUCCACGUACCGCGCACCACACGGCGGCGCUACAGCACAGAGCAUCAUCGUUAGCAGUAGGCGAUUAGUAACAGUAAUUAUUCCUUAUUGGGUCGUGUAAUUUCGUGGGGUUAUUUUUCCUUGAGCACCGAGGUGCCCGAGGGCCAGCCACUACUAGGUAGUAGGAGCGAUCGAUCCAUGCCCAUGCAUCGCAUCGUGUAUUUUUUUUUACCGGGAAUCCCUCGGUUUGUAUUGGUGUACUAUGUACGCAGCAGUCACUGUAUCAUUAUUAUUACGAUCGAGGAUUAUUUUUAUCA